Musca vetustissima is the source of this 1652-nucleotide messenger RNA. RefSeq names its product cytochrome P450 18a1 (gene Cyp18a1). The record is from RefSeq and is a predicted model, not a curated record. Gene Ontology annotation, molecular function: oxidoreductase activity, acting on paired donors, with incorporation or reduction of molecular oxygen, reduced flavin or flavoprotein as one donor, and incorporation of one atom of oxygen; heme binding; iron ion binding. Gene Ontology annotation, cellular component: cytoplasm; intracellular membrane-bounded organelle. The transcript has 5 exons. Bases 18 to 1634 code for a protein of 538 amino acids. Gene Ontology annotation, biological process: xenobiotic metabolic process. NCBI's taxonomy places the organism in Eukaryota, Metazoa, Arthropoda, Insecta, Diptera, Muscidae.
AUUACAAAUCCUUCAAAAUGUUGCUCACCGAUUCAUAUUUUAUUAAAUUUAUGGUUCGCCAAUUCAAAAUCAAUGAUAUGCAACAUUUACUCCUCGUCUUCAUCUCUAUACUGACCAUCAUCAGUUUCCUGCAAUGGGUAGUGAAUUUAUAUCGUGAACUCAGACGUCUGCCGCCAGGACCCUGGGGUCUACCCGUUAUCGGUUAUCUAUUGUUUAUGGGCAGUGAAAAACAUACCCGUUUCAUGGAAUUGGCCAAGAAGUAUGGUUCCUUAUUCUCAACGCGAUUGGGUAGCCAAUUGACCGUGGUAAUGAGUGAUUAUAAAAUGAUACGUGAAUGUUUCCGACGGGAAGAGUUUACGGGCCGGCCGGAUACACCAUUUAUGCAGACAUUGAAUGGUUUUGGCAUUGUCAACAGUACCGGUAAAUUGUGGAAGGAUCAAAGACGUUUCUUGCACGAGAAAUUGCGUCAAUUUGGCAUGACCUAUAUGGGCAAUGGCAAGCAUAUCAUGGAAAAACGUAUUAUGAUUGAAGUCCAUGAAUAUAUGCACAAUUUACGCAUAUCGGACGGCCAACCCAUGGAUAUGGCUCCUGCCAUUUCGGUGGCCGUUAGCAAUGUCAUCUGCAGCAUUUUGAUGUCGGUACGCUUUAGCAUUGAUGAUCCGAAAUUUAGACGUUUCAAUUUCCUCAUUGAAGAGGGUAUGCGUUUAUUUGGUGAAAUACACACUGUCGACUAUAUACCCACUGUGCAAUAUUUCCCAAGUAUUUUAACUGCCAAAAAUAAGAUAGCCAAAAAUCGUGAAGAAAUGCAACGUUUCUAUCAGGAUGUCAUUGAUGAACACAAGAAAACCUAUGAUCCCAGUAAUAUUCGGGAUUUGGUUGAUUUCUAUUUGGCUGAAAUUGAAAAGGCCAAAUUGGAGGGUCGGGAUCAGGAUUUGUUUGAGGGUAAAAAUCAUGAGGAACAAAUUGUCCAGGUGAUCAUUGAUUUAUUCUCAGCCGGCAUGGAAACAAUUAAGACCACUUUGCUGUGGAUCAAUGUGUUUAUGUUACGCAACCCCGAGGCCAUGAAACGUGUCCAGGAUGAAUUGGAUCAGGUGGUGGGACGUCAUCGUUUGCCUUCUAUUGAAGAUUUGCAGUAUUUACCCAUUACAGAGAGUACCAUUUUGGAAUCGAUGCGUCGUUCCAGUAUUGUACCAUUGGCCACCACACAUUCACCCACAAGAGAUGUCGAAGUGAAUGGCUACAAAAUCCCAGCCGGCUCACAUGUCAUCCCACUCAUCAACAGCGUCCAUAUGGAUCCCAAUUUAUGGGAGAAACCCGAAGAAUUUAAUCCUCGUCGUUUUCUCGAUUCCGAAGGUAAAGUACAUAAGCCCGAGUACUUUAUACCAUUCGGUGUGGGUCGUCGUAUGUGUUUGGGUGAUGUAUUGGCUCGAAUGGAACUGUUCUUGUUCUUUGCAUCGUUUAUGCACUCCUUUCAUAUUACACUACCCGAAGGACAGCCAUUGCCGAGUUUAAAGGGCAAUGUAGGUGCAACAAUUACCCCCGAAGCUUUUAAAGUGUGUCUAACACCAAGACCGUUGCAAUUGAACACAACAACAGUGGAUCCACAUCAUAUGCGUAAUGUUGGCUCAAAUUAAGCCCAAAAGGGAGACAAC